Botrytis deweyae is the source of this 195-nucleotide messenger RNA. RefSeq lists its product as uncharacterized. The transcript has a single exon. The record is from RefSeq and is a predicted model, not a curated record. Lineage: Eukaryota; Fungi; Ascomycota; Leotiomycetes; Helotiales; Sclerotiniaceae. The coding region runs from base 1 to 195 and encodes 64 amino acids.
AUGAAGUUUAGCUGGGAUUUGCUGGUAAGUGCAUUAAUCUACGUGCAUGCUCUGGCUGGCGAAAUACUUCGCCGCCCGGCGGCAAGGUUUAAGAGACCGGCGAGCGAGGUUUUCGCCGAAUCGCACGGUAACGAUGAGGAUUUUGCCGGCACGCAGACUUUGAAGCGUGCUGGCGUUCACUUUCAGUCAUAUUAA